AUGGAGACAUUCAACACAAUGCCCCCGCCGCUUGCCGUUGCGACCCCAGACGACAACAUGAGCCUCGGGCCAGACGUCGUGGACGGGCUUGACCCCUCCAUCUUCGACGACUCGCUGAUGGACAGCGUCCAUGGCGCAUUUCCUUCACUUCCAUUCACGCCCACCUACGACUUUCAAGAUUUCUCUGCCGGUUUCGACGACCCCUUUUCUUAUUCUGCCCGGCCUUACGAGGCUCAACCGCCGAUUGAGGACCCGAACCAGGACUCCCCGACGCAAGAGCUGGACAACAAGUUGCUUGGCUUCUCAGCUGCCGCGCCGAGGGCCACGCUUGUCGACGAGGCAGGGCAGCACGUCGAUAUAUCAUCCAUGACGGCUGAGCUGCGUGGCAUGUUCUUCGUCGCCGAGGACGUGUUCGGCGGGGACACGGCUGGGAGACCCCUUGAGCUGACCUGCUACCGACGAAACCUAUGGCAGUGUCUUGGGGAGAUUACGCUCCCACGACACAUCACACAUGUCAUUGACGAGCACGGAAAUCACAUGCCCGUAUUCGAAUUGUCGGCCUCCAUCGGUGCCGUGGAGUCCAUUGAGAGUAAAGGGACCGAGAUCAUAUCGAUACCCUGGAAGAGCACCAACCCUAUGCCAGGCGAGGAAAUGAAGGCAACGAGUGCGCCGCCAAAUUGCCCGCUCGAUCUCAGUGCCGGACAGGAAGUCGACGCGAAUCGUGUUACGCUGAACAUGUCCUGGAAGAGACUUCAGUUUAAGCACGCGACGGCCAACAACGGAAGACGGAAAGGCUUGCAGCAACAUUACGUUGUGCAGAUUAACCUCCUUGCAAGACCACAGUCGGGCGAUUGGGUCAAGGUUGCGGAGAUUGCAUCCAGUCCCGUCAUCGUCAGGGGGAGGAGCCCGAGAAAUUUUGACAGCAAAAAGGACAUACCCCUGACGGGAGAGAAGAAGUCUGGUGCACGGAGCAAUUCAGAUGCUUCCAUGCAGCAUAGAGACAGCAAUGGGGGGCAGCCGCCACCACUGCAGAGAUUGUCGUCAUCUGGGUCCAGUGUUCAGUACACCGGCGACUGGCCGACACCACAACCGUCGAAAGAGCAAAACACACUGCACUCGGCAAAGAGGCUAGCCAUGUCUCCAGGCAUCUCACGGCCACCAAUACCGUCCUGGUCCAACGAGCCCAGCAGGUCUAUGGGGCACGCAUUGCUAGCUAGUAGCAAUGCACGGCAGGGAGUGUCCGGCCCAAUCAAUCUUUCUCUAUCCGAAGACGAGAGGAGUCCGAACAGGUCAAGUGCGGAGCUGCAGAGUCCGCGGUUUUCAAAGACGGCCGCUGCCACGAGACCGACAGCCAGUCAGAGCCCCAAGGAUGACGAGGAUAUGCUUUAUGAAUACUUUCCCCUCAGUGUGGACGACUGGAUGCCUCCAGUUGAAGCCGUGUAUCGGCCCCACAUUGUACACCACACCAUUGUGCCUGCUGAGCUCAAGGCUCAGCAGAUGCGGAGCAAGAUGAAGAGAUACUUCACGGCUGAGUCUUGA
Verticillium nonalfalfae is the source of this 1539-nucleotide messenger RNA. RefSeq lists its product as uncharacterized. The transcript has 4 exons. Gene Ontology annotation, cellular component: nuclear chromosome. Gene Ontology annotation, biological process: positive regulation of transcription by RNA polymerase II; meiotic cell cycle. The record is from RefSeq and is a predicted model, not a curated record. Gene Ontology annotation, molecular function: DNA-binding transcription factor activity; DNA binding. The coding region runs from base 1 to 1539 and encodes 512 amino acids. Lineage: Eukaryota; Fungi; Ascomycota; Sordariomycetes; Glomerellales; Plectosphaerellaceae.